AAAGAAAGAAAAGUAUUUAAGUAGUAGAAAGGUGAGGGUAGGAGGGAAAGAGGAGAAGAAAAAAGCGGUUGUACACGUGAUGAAACAAAGCAGUAACUCCUUCUCCAUUACCAUUACCCCCUCCACGUUCCUUCAGAGCUGUCGCUAACUCCUCUUCCGUUUUGGCUCCACGCAAUUAUUCAUUUUCCCAACAAGACAACCACCCCCCACUCUCUCUGGUUUUCACCUUUUCUCCUCCAUUAUUUCACUUUCCUUCUCCAUUUUUAUAUAAACUCCAUUACCCUCUUCCAUUUUGAUGCUCUCUUUUUGAUUGCAUACACACCAUGGCAAACCCGCUUUGGAUUUUUCUACUUCUCUGUUUCUUCUCUGUGCCGUCCAUGGCUGCCGCACAGAAGAAGACUUAUAUCGUGCAUAUGGCUAAGUACCAAAUGCCCGAGAGUUUUGAGCACCAUUUGCACUGGUAUGAUUCGUCACUUAGAUCGGUGUCCGAUACCGCUGAGAUGAUCUAUGCUUACAACAACGUUGUUCAUGGGUUUUCAACCAGAUUGACGGCGGAGGAAGCUCAGCGGCUCGAGUCCCAACCUGGGAUUCUGGCUGUGGUGCCUGAGAUGAGAUAUGAGCUUCAUACCACUCGUACUCCGCAGUUUCUUGGACUCGACAAGAACGCAAAUCUAUACCCUGAAUCCAAUUCCGUGUCGGAGGUCAUCAUCGGAGUUUUGGAUACUGGGGUUUGGCCGGAGAGUAAGAGCUUCGAUGAUACUGGGCUUGGACCGGUACCGAGUAGUUGGAAAGGUGAGUGCGAAUCGGGUACUAAUUUCAGUGCGUCGAACUGUAACAGGAAGCUGAUUGGAGCCAGAUUUUUCUCUAAGGGCUAUGAGGCGACUCUCGGUCCGAUCGAUGAAUCGAAAGAAUCGAGAUCUCCGAGAGAUGACGAUGGCCAUGGAACCCAUACCGCUACCACCGCCGCCGGUUCUGUAGUUGAAAACGCUAGCCUAUUUGGGUAUGCCUCGGGCACCGCCCGUGGGAUGGCGGCACGUGCGAGGGUCGCCGCCUACAAGGUUUGCUGGGCCGGCGGAUGUUUCAGCUCCGAUAUCUUAGCUGCCAUUGAAAAGGCUGUGGAGGACAAUGUCAAUGUCCUUUCCAUGUCGCUUGGCGGUGGAAUAUCCGAUUAUUACAAAGACAGUGUUGCCACCGGAGCCUUUGCCGCCAUGGAGAAAGGCAUCCUCGUCUCUUGCUCUGCCGGAAAUGCCGGCCCCAGUCCUUACAGCUUGUCAAAUACGUCUCCAUGGAUUACAACCGUCGGCGCUGGAACAUUAGAUCGCGAUUUUCCGGCGUAUGUCAGUCUUGGCGACGCCAAGAACUUCUCCGGCGUUUCGCUCUAUCGAGGCAAGGCAUUGCCGGGAACGUUGUUGCCUUUUAUUUACGCUGCUAAUGCGAGUAACUCUGGUAAUGGCAAUUUGUGUAUGACGGGUACUUUGAUCCCUGAAAAAGUCGCUGGAAAGAUCGUGUUCUGCGACCGAGGUGUAAACCCUAGGGUUCAGAAAGGUGCGGUUGUCAAAGCCGCAGGUGGAAUCGGAAUGGUGCUGGCCAACACCGCCGCAAAUGGAGAAGAGUUGGUGGCCGACUCUCAUCUUCUGCCCGCCACGGCGGUCGGUCAGAAAUCCGGCGACAUUAUGCGGAAGUAUCUCAUUUCAGAGCCGAAUCCGACGGUGACGAUCUUAUUCGAGGGGACAAAAUUGGGGAUCGAACCAUCGCCGGUGGUGGCGGCGUUUAGCUCCCGAGGACCAAAUUCGAUCACUCCUCAGUUGCUGAAGCCCGACAUAAUAGCCCCUGGCGUCAACAUCUUAGCUGGAUGGUCAAAAUCAGUGGGACCAAGUGGUUUACCCAUUGAUGACAGACGAGUAGAUUUCAACAUUAUCUCUGGAACCUCCAUGUCCUGCCCCCAUGUGAGCGGUCUCGCCGCUCUGAUCAAGGGCGCUCAUCCCGAUUGGAGUCCGGCUGCGAUUCGAUCGGCGUUGAUGACAACAGCCUACACAGCCUACAGAAACGGCCAGAAGAUCCAAGAUAUCGCCACCGGAAAACCAUCCACCCCAUUCGAUCACGGAGCCGGACACGUCGAUCCAGUAUCAGCUCUUAAUCCAGGUCUUGUUUACGAUCUAACGGUGGACGAUUACCUGAACUUCCUCUGCGCACUCAACUACACUCCGUCGCAGAUCAACUCACUGGCAAGGAGAGAUUUCACUUGCGACUCCAAGAAGAAGUACAGUGUCAACGAUCUCAACUACCCUUCUUUCGCUGUCGUUUUCGACGGCGUAUUGGGCGGCGGAGGCAGUGGUUCCAGUGUAGUCAAGCACACCAGAACUCUUACAAACGUCGGCUCCCCAGGAACCUACAAAGUCUCAAUCUCGUCGGAGACUAAAUUAGUAAAAAUCUCUGUCGAGCCGGAAUCUUUGAGCUUCACGGGAGCCAAUGAGAAGAAGUCAUACACAGUCACAUUCACCACCGUGACUGGUUCGGCGGCGCCGCCGAGCGCAGAAGGGUUCGGUCGAAUUGAGUGGUCGGACGGGAAGCAGGUGGUGGGAAGUCCGAUUGCAUUUAGCUGGACGUAGAAAGAGGACAAUGAAGAAGAUGGGUCUUGUUGAAUUUCCAUGGCUGAUGGGCCCAGAAGAUGAGGUUCGAUCGAUCGGACCUGAAAAUCGAAAGUUAAUGUAAUAUUUGUCAAAUUUCCAGCGAGAAAUAGAGCUGGAUUUUAGUGUUUUGUUUUUUAACAUUUUGUUUCUACUCUACCAAAAAAAAGGAAAGGAAAAAUGAAAAAAACUGAUAAUAACAGGGAAUUGCCUUUGGUGCUUUGGUUUGA
Molecule: messenger RNA, 2857 nt
Organism: Benincasa hispida (wax gourd)
Lineage: Eukaryota; Viridiplantae; Streptophyta; Magnoliopsida; Cucurbitales; Cucurbitaceae
Gene: ARA12
Product: Subtilase family protein
Biological process (GO): proteolysis
Molecular function (GO): serine-type endopeptidase activity
Source: RefSeq, a predicted model, not a curated record